Molecule: messenger RNA, 1686 nt
Organism: Rhopilema esculentum
Lineage: Eukaryota; Metazoa; Cnidaria; Scyphozoa; Rhizostomeae; Rhizostomatidae
Source: RefSeq, a predicted model, not a curated record
AUGGUUGUACAACGAAACAAAACCCCAUACCGCAUCGUCCGUCGCGCGGGUCACCAAGGGACGCGUUAUCCAGCGGGUAACCAGGCUGGACACGACAAGUAUGCUACUGGAAAACAAUGCCACAAUAUGCGGAACGAGUUGCGCAUUGGCACUUGGAAUGUACGCAAACUUAAACAACUAGGAAAGCUUGACACUGUGUGCAGAGAAAUGAGUCGAAGCAAGAUCCAGAUACUGGGAAUUGCAGAAACAAACUGGAACAACUGCGGCAGUUUUGUCAGCGGAGACUCCUUCAAAGUCGUCUUCUCAGGAAAAGAAGUCGGAUACAGCCAUGGAAUAGCCAUUAUCCUUGCAAAAGAAGCAGCAAAUGCAUUGAUAGGUUACUCGCCAAUAUCAGACAGAAUCCUGAAAGUAUGUAUCAAAGCCAAGCCAUACAAUCUCAGCAUUGUACAGUGCUAUGCUCCAACAAGCACUGCCAGUGACGAUGAACUUGAAGAAUUCUACAACCAACUGCAAGAGACAUUAGACGCCAUACCCAGCCGUGACAUUAAAAUCGUGAUGGGAGACCUGAAUGCCAAGGUAGGAACAGCAAACACAGCCACACCAACUCACGGAACUUGUGGACUUGGCAUCAGAAACGAAAGAGGAGAAACUCUCAUCGACUUCUGUAAAGUAAACAAUCUUGUCGUAGCCAACACGCUUUUUGAUCAGCAUCCAAGAAGACUGUACACUUGGACAUCGCCUGACAGAACGAUCAGAAAUCAAAUCGACUACAUCAUGAUCGAACAGAAGUGGAAAAGCUGCCUGAAAGAUGCAAGAACUCUACCAGGAGCCGACUGCAACAGUGAUCACCAACUUCUGUCCGCCAGGAUCCGAAUGCGACUGAAGAAAUUAGAUCAACCACCACCAACGCUACGUCUAGAUUUCUCCACUCUAGGCGAAAAGUACAAGAUUGACAUUAACAACAAAUUCGAAUCCCUGCUAGAGUGUGAAACUGAAGAAAUUCCCCCUAACGACUUCUGGAAGUUAGGCAAGGAAUGUCUAGUCGAAGUUGCAAAGCAAACUAUCCAAAAGCGAAAAAAAAUAAAAAAUGAUUGGAUCUCAGAAGAAACAAGAGCAGAAAUCGAGAAACGAAGAUGUCUGAAAGGAACAACCGACGAAUACAAAAAACAAAAUGCAACAGUACAAAGAAUGAUGAGAAAAGACAAAAAUCAGCAAAAAGACAGAGUCUGUAAGAAAAUUGAAGAAAACUCCAUAACUAAUUCAACCAGAGAUCUGUAUCGAGGAAUCAAAGAUCUGACCAAAAAGUUCAAACCAACCAUUGACACAAUAAAAGAUGAAAACGGUAAUGCUUUGUGCAAUGGAGAUGAUGUCAAAGAAAGAUGGAAGUCAUAUUGCGAAGAUCUGUAUAAAAUUAAUGACAACUUAGCACACGACAACUUUGCGUUCGACCAAACCGAAGAAGAACCGCCCCCUCUGCGGAGUGAAAUCCAGAAAGCCAUAAAUGAUUUGAAAAACAACAAAAGCACAGGUAUCGACGAAGUGGCCGCGGAACUUGUUAAGAACGGUGGAGGAAUGUCGUCGAGUUUUUCCAUGUUCUCUGCAAAAAGAUCUGGAAAGAUAGAGAAUGGCCAGAGGAUUGGAUUACAUCAGUUUUUGUACCCAUCCCAAAGAAAGGAGACGUUUUAG